Molecule: messenger RNA, 1113 nt
Organism: Penicillium canariense
Lineage: Eukaryota; Fungi; Ascomycota; Eurotiomycetes; Eurotiales; Aspergillaceae
Product: putative inorganic diphosphatase
Exons: 4
Coding region: 1-1113 (370 amino acids)
Biological process (GO): phosphate-containing compound metabolic process
Cellular component (GO): nucleus; cytoplasm
Molecular function (GO): magnesium ion binding; inorganic diphosphate phosphatase activity
Source: RefSeq, a predicted model, not a curated record
AUGCCCGAGGGCAAGAAGCCCAAUCCCGAGUAUGGGACGCGCAAGUCUGGUGAGCCCGGCACCAGAGACUUCCGCAUCCACAUUGUCAUGGGAGACGAGCUAGUAUCGCCCUGGCACGGGAUACCUAUAUCUCCUCCCGAUAAUGAUCUACACGUUAUCAAUAUGGUGCUGUUGAUUCCGAGGUGGAGUAGUGUCAGAAUGGAGCUUGCGAAAGACGAGUUCCUGACCCCAAUACGCCAGUCUGUUAUUGAGAACCACUUAGAGUACAUUCCGAAUGUCUUUCCGUACAAAGGGUAUCCCUGCAACCACGGGGCGAUCCCACAAACAUUGCAGGACCCUGACCUCCUAGAUCCCGAUACCCACAUCCCCGGAGACUCUGACCCUCUCGAUAUAUGCGAGCUAGCGGGCAUGGUCGAUCAAACGGGAACGGUGAAACAAGUUAAAGUGCUGGGGGCAUUUGCCGUUUUACAAGAAGGGGUGACUGACUGGAAAAUCCUUGUUGUGGACGUUAAAAACCCGUUGUCUGAGAGAUUAGAUGAUAUUGAGGACAUCGAGCCUAAUGUGCCGGGGUACCUGGAUGCAAUGCAGGAGUGGUUCCGGUUCUACAAGGUACCCAAGGGAGGUGAAGAGAAUACAAUUGCUCUGAAUGGAGAUGUGGAAGGGAAAGAUUUCGCACUAUCCCUGAUUGCAAGGUGUCAUGAGAGCUGGAAAAAUAUGCCCACAGGCCACAACAUGGAAGGGAAAGUGUCCUGGUUAGUGAUAUUCGCACAGAACCCGAGCGCCCAUAAUAAUAAAGCAAGAGGGAACAUCCCCAGCGAGGACUAUACUCUCAUCCAGAGACUCAACGAAGACCUCGGCAAUGGAGUCAAGUUCAGCGACCAGAGCCAAGCAGAGAGUUAUGUUAUCACUUCUGCCACCUCCACUGGCCACCACGGCGAUCCUACCCAGAUGACGGCCCCAGUCUCAGCACAAUGGAAGUCUCAUGCUACUCCGAAUCAAACUCUGCAGUCAGAAACGCCCAUGAUGAACCACCACAUCCCCAGCAAACAUUGCUCGCGUCAGGUGCCAGUCAAAGCCUUCGCCCCUCCGCAGCAGCCCUACUUAUACACUUGA